Molecule: messenger RNA, 4228 nt
Organism: Erinaceus europaeus (western European hedgehog)
Lineage: Eukaryota; Metazoa; Chordata; Mammalia; Eulipotyphla; Erinaceidae
Product: microtubule-associated protein tau-like
Exons: 4
Coding region: 16-825 (269 amino acids)
Biological process (GO): microtubule cytoskeleton organization; neuron projection development
Cellular component (GO): neuron projection
Molecular function (GO): microtubule binding
Source: RefSeq, a predicted model, not a curated record
GCCAUUUCAUUAGUGAUGGGCCUGAGGGCUUCAGGCUUAGAAAAGCUUCUGCUCUCUGUGGCCCACCUCCCACCUCCCCCACCUGCAGCAGCCCUGGUCUGGGGUACAGCCUGCUUCAGCCUACCCCCCCUCCCGGGUUCCCCUGCAGGUGAAUCUGGGAAAUCUGGGGAUCGCAGCGGCUACAGCAGUCCCGGCUCUCCGGGCACCCCCGGCAGCCGCUCCCGCACCCCCUCCCUGCCCACCCCACCCACCCGGGAGCCCAAGAAGGUGGCCGUGGUCCGGACUCCACCCAAGUCACCGUCAGCAGCCAAGAGCCGCCUGCAGACCGCACCAGUGCCCAUGCCGGACCUGAAGAACGUCAAGUCCAAGAUCGGCUCCACUGAAAAUCUGAAGCACCAGCCAGGAGGGGGGAAGGUGCAAAUAGUCUACAAGCCAGUGGACCUGAGCAAGGUGACCUCCAAGUGCGGCUCCUUGGGCAACAUCCACCACAAGCCAGGAGGCGGCCAGGUGGAGGUAAAAUCGGAGAAGCUGGACUUCAAGGACAGAGUCCAGUCAAAGAUCGGGUCCCUGGAUAAUAUCACCCACGUGCCCGGCGGAGGGAAUAAAAAGAUCGAGACCCACAAGCUGACCUUCCGGGAGAACGCCAAAGCCAAGACUGACCACGGGGCAGAGAUCGUGUACAAGUCGCCGGUGGUGUCGGGAGACACAUCGCCGAGGCACCUGAGCAACGUGUCCUCCACGGGCAGCGUCGACAUGGCGGACUCGUCCCAGCUCGCCUCGCUGGCCGACGAGGUGUCUGCCUCCCUGGCCAAGCAGGGUUUGUGAUCAGGCCCCGGGCGGUCAGUGACCGAGGAGAGAGGAGAGAGAGAGAGUGUGGGAAAAACAGCGUACCGCCCCUGCCCUUUGCCCCCGCCCUCCCCCAGCUGCUCCUCAGUCUGGCCUUAGUCACAGGAACUAAGAGCAAAUCUCAUCUUCCAAAUUGACGGGCAGGAUAAGCAGAAUAAAAUAUUUUUAACCAAAUACUUGCAAAGACGGCCACCCUCGACACUUCUAUGGGCAAAUUACCUUGGAUGCUCCCCCUCCACCCCCCAGUAGAAGAGGGAGACGGAGAGGCUCUGAAAACUACUCCUGGGGAAUUUCUAGGGACUUGGGCUACCCUUCCUCUGGCCCCGUCUGAGUGAGUGACACGGAGGCAGCAGCAGCCACGAGGGCUGUGGACCCACGGUGUGUCGUGGAGCCCAGGCAGAGGGCGACCUAUGUGCCGGGAGGCCCGGGAGGAAGCCCGGAGAGGCUGAGUCUGGGUGGGCGGGGGGUGGGCUGUGCGCUGAGAGGACACGCUGCGCCUUGCCUGUGAGGGGCCGCUGCCACCACCCACAGCAAAGGACCAUGGUCUUCGGUGGCCUGGGCUGGGCUGCGGGGCAGGGGCCUUGCACUGGGGGCAGCCUGAGCAGAGGGCCUCUGGGAGCUUGUCAGGAAGGUGGCACCUGCGACCUGCACCCAGACGACUGACCUUGGCGUCCCCAGACCGGCUUCUUCCUCCCUCCUGAAGAGCCAGCGGGUGCUGACCCUCCGCCCAAGAAGCCCUGCUGCGCGGAGCUCCGCCCCACAGCUCUGGGACUUCAGGGCUCACCAUCUCUUUGUAAGGACCUUGCCUCUUGGGGGACGUCCCUGCUGCCAGGCCUGGGCCUCUGGCACCUCUGGAUGGAUGGGAGGGGUCUGGGAGGUGGUCCGGAGCCCUCGUCCCUUCCUCUGCCAGUGCGUACCCGCCCUGCCGUGUGUGUUGUGGGGCCGGUCACUGCCCGUGUCCUUCCUCACGUCACCCUGUUCUAGUACUCGGCCUCGGCACGCCCUUCUCAGCAACGAGUACCAAGCGUCUGGGGUGAGGGGUAGUCAGGGGCGGCCAUGUCUGGCACAAGAGGUGUGUCCUCAGUCUGUCUGGGACACUUGUGUGACCCUGAUGACCUGGCAGUGCCCUGCCCAUUACGGAAGAUGAGUUGCAACGGGGACCCAGCGGUUCUGCCUUGCUGGCUUGAACCUCUUCCUUUCAGAACCCCCCCCACACACACCCCUCCGCCCUCACACUGGCAGUAAGCUGGGUGUCCUGCUUGGCUGGAGGCGACACCCAGACAGGUAGGGUGCCUGGAGCAGGACCUCGCCCCCUCUGUGCCUACUUUCACCCCAGCUUGUGACUGCCAGCCUCAGAGCCCCGCUGCAGCUCAAACCCGUGUCUAUAGUCAGCCCUCCACACCCACAGAGGAACAAGCCCCUUCAGGAGCGGCCUGCCCCCCACUCCCCCAUCCCAGCAGAAGCAGCUUCCUGUCCUGCUGGAGCAGCUGAACAUAUACAUAGAUGUCACCCUUCCCCUCUCUGCCCACCCUGUCAUGUUGUAGUUGGAGUCACCCGCUUAUGCUGGGUGUCACAAGAGUGACUAUGAUAGUGAAAAGAAAAAGAAAAAAGAAAAAAAAAAAAAAAGAAUGCAUGUAUCUUGGAAUGCUUGUAAAGAGGUUUCUAACCCACCCUUCUGGGGGCAGGGGGUGCGAGAUGUCUCUCACCCCCACUGGGAUGGGCCUCUCCUGGCACCCAGAGGCCAGGCUGACAUCCCAGAACCCUCAGCAAGGCUGACGCACAGCACUGAGGCUGUGGUGCCCCUCCCUAGCUUCAGGGUUUCAUUUUGGGGCUGCAGAGUGGGGAGUCUCGUGGCUGUCAGUGGCCACUCUCUGGUGGCAGCCUGGCGAGGCCCUCUGGUGGCCCUGAGUCUGAAAACCCCCUGCAGUGAGACAGAGGAAGCCAGUGCCAGCCGGGGAGGAGUGUCGCCCUGAGCUCUGAGCUCUGAGCCUCCAGGCACCCUCCCCCAAGCAUCCUUCAGGCACGGAGGCCCACCCUGCCCACCAGGGACUCUGAGCAGCUGAGCGGGAGACAGCGUUCCCACGGCCCCCCUCAGACCUUGAGCAGGGAGAGGGGAGCUGGCUCUGUGGCAGCACAGCGCCUGGGUGUAGCCGGAAGGACCCUGCGGGGACCCUGCGGGGCUGGGUGGUGGGAGCCCAGGGCCUCCUCCCAGGCCCAAGGGGCUGGAGGCUUUGUUUGCAGCCAAAGCUUCCUGUACAAGGAAUCAUCUUUCCAGAACCCCAGUUCCCAGAACUUUCCACUGUCCUGGGUCCCAGCCAUUCCUGAGUUCCGAGGGGGUGGAGGGGGGGGGGCAUUUUGAAAGAUCUCAUAGCUGUCACUCGACCCUCACUGCCGCCUCUGGUUUUGCCAGCAUUUCUUGGCCGCUGCGGUGUCCUUGCCCUUCAUGCAGGUUGCUCAGCUCGUGCCAAGGCCCCUCAAGGGCUCUGGAGUCUCCCUGUGACUGGGCCAGCGCUGGCCUGAGACAGACUGUAACUCUAGGCAGUGCCCCCCGGGCUGGGGACUUGUAAGGUUCCCCCACGUCCAGUGUCCCUCGGGUGGCACCUUGGAGCUCCCCGCUUACCUUGUCGACGGCCCCGCUGGAGCAUUGAGACUGUGUCCCGUCUCGGGUAUGUGUUCCACAGGACAGGCAGGGACUGGAAGAACCUGUAAGCUAGUGGCCAUGGGCCAAGGGCAGCCUGGAGCACAGCAGUUAAGCUGCCCUGUAGCCUUUUCCUUGGGGACUUGAGCCCUUGCCUUCUCAGUGCCACUUCCCCAAGUGCAGCAGAUGGGCAGCAAGUGCCCAUGUCCUUCUAGCCAGGUGCAGGCAUGGCACCAGGGGCCUGGAUGGUCGCUGUGGCUUGUUGCUUCUUCAGGACCCCCAGUCCCAAGCACACGGCCCACAGACCCUGGUGUCCUUCUGUCACUGCCACCUGCCACCUUUCCUACUGGCUUCAGACAUGCAGCCCAGACCUCUAGCAGCUGCCAAGACUUUGCCCUGUACCUCCCUUCAUCUUUGUCCCCAAGUCAAGCCAGGAGGCGAAUAAUCAGCUGUCCUCUAGAGAUCUGUGACUCCAAGACUUCUGACUUCUCUUCAACUUCAAAAAGGUCACCCUGGGUACCGACUCAGCCUCACCUCCUGAUGGGCUUGGCCCUGUCUCUGAAUUUGCAAGUUCCAUGACUUAUUUGGUGAAUUGAGGGUGGGGAGGGAGGGACAUGAAACCAACCACCUUAGCUUAGCUUCCUGUCUGUGAAUGUUCAUGAUGUACUGUGUGUUUUAACAGAUGAUUACACUGACUGUUGCUCUAAGUGAAUUUGGAAAUAAAGUUAAUACUGGUUAAGUAAA